AAAGGGUAUAAAUAAGGGACUGCCAUCGCAUAAGUGGAAACAUCUUUGCCAUUCAUUGACUGGACAACACGUGUAUAGCUACUUGUAUCAGACACGAUGACUUCGACACUUUUUGUUCUCUUUGCACUUGCUGUCGCGGCUUCCGCAACAGUAGAGGUGAACCACUUAGUACAGACGGACGACGCAGGCCAUAAGAUACAAAUGGACGUGAUUCGCGACGAGGACGCUAAACUCGUCUUGUCUAUCAUUGGAGACGUCUCCCGAUACAGGGGAUCGAUACAGACUGUCAACUUUCAUGACUACAACGUGGGCUAUGGUGUUCUCAAAGAUAUCAACAGGAAAAUUUGUAUUCUAACGCGACCGUUGGUUCCGAUGCAGCCGUCAUGGAAAUACGAACAGGGCAUAACCGAUGAAGUUCAUUUCCACAACAUGCACUUCAAUCGCACAAAAAUGUCAAAUGAAGAAGUUUUGGAACUUGCUGGAUCAAACAUAGCCACUUUCUGCCACGAUUAUAAUACUUAUUAUGCAGAGGCCACGCCAGCCGACAGGAGAGAUAUGAUAGGUGAACUUGGAAUGGAAGGAAGGACACAAGCAAUGUGGUGUAUCUUCACUAUCUGUGGCUCUAUUGAAGGUGCGUACACACAAUUAGAGUAAAAACGAAGAAGAAGAAGAAGAUUAUGAAAAAAUACAAAAAUAAAUGUAUUAUUUGUUUAAUUCAAAUUAUAAUAAAAAAACAUUUUAUUAAUUAUGCGUAGAUCAAAACAAAUGUGGAAAAGGGCAGAGCACAUGAGUAAACUCAUAUAAACAAGAUAUGUACUAUUGUAAAAAAUACUAACGUGUUUAUUCAUUCGACUUAUUAAAACAACGUUUCAGCAAUGUUUUUAUCUUUCAUGUAACAUCUGGAAAAAACGUGUCUAAUUGUAUAAUGUAUUGUGACGUUUUGUGAGGCUUUUGUAUAGAAAAUAUGAUAUCUUGCGAUAAAAUAUUAAUGUUAUCGGCUACAAGAUGUUCAAUAAGUUUCAGAAAUUCGGGUGACACAAACAACAUCGGGUUAUAUACGUUUUUCGUAAGACAUUUUAAAAGAAAUUGAAAUUUAUCUUCAAGAGUAUAAAACAGAGUUGGAAUUUUUAUUUCUCGGGUUGUAUGCGGUUUAUUUUGAACAUUAUUUUAUUAAAAUUGGAAAUUUAAAAUAGCAAAUAAAACAAAAAAGGAUUCGCUGGACGUGUCUCUUAACUGUUUAUUCCAUUUUUGCGUAAAUUUAUCUCUCUUUGUUUGAAUAAGGUUAAUAAUAUUAAAUCUUUUAAUUUUUAACACCUUGAAUUAGCUGAACUCAUAGAUCAUUAUAAAAUGUGUUUUGUUUUAAAUGCCUAAUGUGUGUCCUUAAUCAUUUUGUAAGAUGCUUACUCUCCUUUUAUUCUAACAGAAUAUAUUCAAUAAAAAAAUAACCCAAUA
Mya arenaria is the source of this 1452-nucleotide messenger RNA. RefSeq lists its product as uncharacterized. The transcript has 7 exons. Lineage: Eukaryota; Metazoa; Mollusca; Bivalvia; Myida; Myidae. The record is from RefSeq and is a predicted model, not a curated record. The coding region runs from base 97 to 654 and encodes 185 amino acids.